AAGUAAACUGAAGUCAGUUGGUCACCAGCAAGAAUUAAAGUAUCGGGUGCUGUACAUACCGACGUUCCCAACCUUUCCGCUGGUGGACGGCUUUUUCUUCAUGGAGUCACCGCGGAGGACGCUGGUUGGACUGCAGAUGACUACAGCGAGUGCGCAUGACACCAUACCCAGCACUGUGAAUCAGUUCACUGAGCAUCUAUCGAGGUUUUUUAAUGGUUGGGAGGAAUUUGCUAAAGGUUUGUCGUGGGAUAUUAUUUAUAUACAACACGCAGACAGCACGCCGAUGGAAAACUGGCAGAGAUGUGGUCCCGUCAUUACCGAAAAUUUGAGCGACGCUGAAAAAGAAAUUGUGGCGUUCUGGAACGGAAAGGUACACCAAUACCAGUUUAUUUUAGAAGGUAAAUUUCCUGAGGCAAUCGAAUUUUCUCAUGAUGGUCUACCUAACGGGGAUAAAAAGGGCAAGGAAAUUGGUACUAUUUAUUCUUUUUAA
This is a messenger RNA of Trypanosoma cruzi, 490 nucleotides long. RefSeq names its product retrotransposon hot spot (RHS) protein, putative. The annotation marks the transcript as partial. The record is from RefSeq and is a predicted model, not a curated record. The transcript has a single exon. Lineage: Eukaryota; Euglenozoa; Kinetoplastea; Trypanosomatida; Trypanosomatidae.